AUGGGUCGUACUUUACCUACUCCAGUGCCCUGUCGAGUUUGUGGAGACAGAUCGUUUGGAAAACAUUACGGUGUUUAUUGCUGCGAUGGAUGUUCGUGUUUUUUUAAAAGAAGUGUUAGAAGAAACAUCAUCUACACCUGCAUUUCUGGAGACGGCCGUUGCGUUAUAGACAAAGCUAGAAGAAACUGGUGUCCUUAUUGCCGAUUACAGCGAUGCUUUGCAGUCCAAAUGAACGUUUCUGCUGUUCAAGAAGAAAGAGGUCCAAGGAAACCAAAAAUAACUUCAAAAAAAAUUCUACCAGAUUUUUCACCAUUGAACUCUGAAACUUUCCCGUACAGUUCUCCAUCAAGACUUCUUCAGACGGAAACUAACCCAGCUCAUGAACUAGCUGCACAAAUACUUCUUGUUACCAUCAAACAAGCUCGUUGCAAUGCAGGAUUUGGUCUUUUAAAUCGUUUUUCGCAGAACACCAUUUUAGGAAAUUUGUGGGCCCCAUUAUUCUUGUUGAGGGCUGCCCACUGGCCGUCGGAAAAUGUCAACAUGUUUCCUGGUGUUGAGAAUACGUUCAUAACUAUUAAAAAAUUAAAAUUAGAUUCGACAGAUUUAGAGCUAGUGGAGAACAUUUUACUUUGUAGAACUGAUCUUUUAGAUGACGUAGAACAAAUUGUAUUGGCGGAAAAUAUAUUAAUGAGAGCUUUAGAUGGUUUAGCAAUUCGCUCAGCACUAGAUAGGAGAAGAUUUACGGAUGUUCUUUUGGCUUUACCAGUUCUUUUUAUACCAUCUGCUAUCGUACUUCAUUCGUUACUAUUUAAACCAGUAAUUGGUUCUGUUCCUAUCGAAACAGUUAUAUCUACUAUUUAACAAAGAGAAACUUCCGUGAAAUAAAUUAAACACCAGCUAU
This is a messenger RNA of Zophobas morio, 901 nucleotides long. RefSeq names its product nuclear receptor subfamily 2 group E member 1 (gene Hr83). The coding region runs from base 1 to 861 and encodes 286 amino acids. The record is from RefSeq and is a predicted model, not a curated record. NCBI's taxonomy places the organism in Eukaryota, Metazoa, Arthropoda, Insecta, Coleoptera, Tenebrionidae. The transcript is spliced from 4 exons. Gene Ontology annotation, biological process: regulation of transcription by RNA polymerase II; anatomical structure development; cell differentiation. Gene Ontology annotation, molecular function: zinc ion binding; RNA polymerase II cis-regulatory region sequence-specific DNA binding; nuclear receptor activity.